AUGGCUCCUCGACAGAAAAAUUGCGUAGAUGAUUCGAGAAAGAGGGAGAAGGCAACCUUCAAAAAGAUGUUUCCAGGUUUUAAGAAGAAAGCUUCGGAGCUUUCCGUUCUCUGUGGAAACUCUGUGGGUUUCAUAUGCUACGGUCCAGGUGGCGACGAGGAUGAUCUCUAUGUGUGGCCUGAGCCGCAAGAUAACCCACAAGCCUUACCACGACUCAUCUCCGAAUUUAACAAACAGAGCAAUCUAAAGAGACAGAGAUACGCAACUCAACUCACUGAUGAUUUCCAAUAUCUUCUCGAGGGUUUGUCUGUUGAGGAACUGACAAAUCAUCUCGCAGACAUUAACUCACAAUUGGUCGGAAUCAGACAGAAGAAGUUAGAAAUUCUGAUCAAGACGGUGCCGGAAGAAGAUGGUCGUCCUAGGGUUUCAGUCUCAGAGAACGUUUCCGUUUCGGGAAAGGAAGUAGAUUUGGCAUUAGGGUUUCCCGGCGGCGAUUAUUUUCCGGCGGAGGACCCAAUGGCGGUUAAAGGGUUUUGUGGGGAUGAUUGUAUUUGGGAUUCUUCUCAGCUGGAUUUGGAGUUUUUCGGUUUCAAGACGCAGCCACUUUGUGGACAAUAG
This is a messenger RNA of Eutrema salsugineum, 618 nucleotides long. Its product is annotated as agamous-like MADS-box protein AGL49. The record is from RefSeq and is a predicted model, not a curated record. Lineage: Eukaryota; Viridiplantae; Streptophyta; Magnoliopsida; Brassicales; Brassicaceae. Gene Ontology annotation, molecular function: DNA-binding transcription factor activity, RNA polymerase II-specific; cis-regulatory region sequence-specific DNA binding; protein dimerization activity. Bases 1 to 618 code for a protein of 205 amino acids. The transcript has a single exon. Gene Ontology annotation, biological process: positive regulation of transcription by RNA polymerase II.